CUCUUCCGCAGUUUGCGUAUAGAAAGGCUGCCAAAAUGGCGACGCAGUCGGUGCAGACUUUCGGCCGCAAGAAGACCGCCGUGGCGGUGGCGUACUGCAAGCAGGGCAGCGGCCUCAUUAAGCUGAAUGGCCAGCCCCUGGAGCUGGUGCAGCCUGAGGCCCUGCGCUUCAAGGUCUUCGAGCCUAUCAUGGUGAUUGGCCGCCAGAAGGUCAAGAACCUGGACAUCCGCCUGCGCGUCAAGGGCGGCGGCCACGUGUCGCAGAUCUACGCCCUGCGCCAGGCUAUUGCCAAGGCCGUGGUUGCCUUCUACCAGAAGUACGUGGACGAGCAGAGCAAGCAGCAGAUUAAGGAUGCCCUCCUGCAGUUCGACAGGACCCUGCUGGUGGCUGAUCCCCGCCGCUGCGAGCCCAAGAAGUUCGGUGGUCGCGGCGCCCGCGCCCGGUUCCAGAAGUCGUACCGUUAAGCGGUACGCUGGUGCUGCUCCGGGCAGCACAUGCGGGGCACCCCGGCGGUCAUGGUGUUGUGUGGGACCCUCCGCCAGGCGGCGAGCUGGCGGCAUGCUGGGUGCAGCCGGGGGGCUGCUGGGUGGCUGGCGGCUGCGUGGCGCUAGGGGCGUAUGGCCGCCUGGACCAGUGCGGCGUAGGGCGGCCUGCGUCCGUGUGUCACACGGCCGGCCGGUGGUGGGGUGCGCAUCUGGGUUUCGCCGCAAUCUGGAUGUAACGUGACACGAAAGAGUCCGCUAUGUUGACUAUGACAAGUGUUCGAUCAUGC
Messenger RNA from Astrephomene gubernaculifera, 772 nucleotides. The record is from the annotation of a GenBank genome assembly. NCBI's taxonomy places the organism in Eukaryota, Viridiplantae, Chlorophyta, Chlorophyceae, Chlamydomonadales, Astrephomenaceae.